AUGACAACAUUUUCCGCCCCAGUAACCGCACCUAGAUCGAUGCCCAACAAUCAGUCUGCGUUGGCGGCAUCCUUCACCAAUUUCCUCACCGUUUCAAUACACCAAAUCUUAUUUCUCCGUUCGGUCUAUCCUCGAGCGACUUUUUUGCCCGUUCGGGCCUACAACUAUCCGGUCCGACAGUCCCGUCACCCGAAAGUGUGUGAUUAUAUCAAUGACGCGUCAAUUGCGGUCGGGACAGAGAUCUUGAAGGGCACAAUCACCGCAGUCAGUAUCAUCAUUUCAUCUCUCCGCACCAACCAGCCCCUCGAGCGAUAUGCUUUUGAUCUGUCGGGUUUCCCCCGCGUCCCCGCUGGAGAGAUCAAUACCACCUUUGAAGAUAGAAAGGAAGAUUCAUCCAAACCAGGUGCCCCCUUAUCGGAUCGGGGUUCCGCUCCUCCGCCAGUUGACCUCGAGGCGCAGUUUCGUGCCUGUCUCGCCAGAUUGGCCUCCGCUUGCGCCCGAUUGACUCCUUUGCCCCGGGAUGACGAGUUUAGCUUCACAGUCUGCAUCGAAGUUCGGGAAGAUGCCUUGCCCCCUGCGGGUACUACAACAGAAGAACAGACUUGGAUUGUGGCCGAGCCGGGCAAAGUCCAUCUCCGGUCGUGUACCGCACCGUAUUCCGUUUCCAAACUUCGAAACGGCGAGCCACAGCAGCCUCCCCCCCGAGUAUCGAACGGUCGCGCCAAAACGGUGCCUGUACGACGUGUAGAAGCCGGUGAGCUUCGUUUGGAAUUAUGGGUGGAAGAGGCACGACAGAAAUUUAAUGAGCCGGUGGAUUCAGAACAUCCCCCAUGA
Molecule: messenger RNA, 834 nt
Organism: Aspergillus pseudotamarii
Lineage: Eukaryota; Fungi; Ascomycota; Eurotiomycetes; Eurotiales; Aspergillaceae
Product: putative mitotic spindle checkpoint protein (Mad2B)
Exons: 1
Coding region: 1-834 (277 amino acids)
Cellular component (GO): zeta DNA polymerase complex
Source: RefSeq, a predicted model, not a curated record